Macrosteles quadrilineatus (aster leafhopper) is the source of this 2716-nucleotide messenger RNA. Its product is annotated as 4-aminobutyrate aminotransferase, mitochondrial-like. Gene Ontology annotation, cellular component: mitochondrion. NCBI's taxonomy places the organism in Eukaryota, Metazoa, Arthropoda, Insecta, Hemiptera, Cicadellidae. Gene Ontology annotation, molecular function: pyridoxal phosphate binding. The record is from RefSeq and is a predicted model, not a curated record. The transcript has 10 exons. Gene Ontology annotation, biological process: GABA catabolic process. Bases 135 to 1637 code for a protein of 500 amino acids.
AGGAGUAAGGACCGCUCUAAAACUCGUUCUCGUGUAACAAGGUCAAUUGAUAGUAGCCACUUGACUCAAUUAUCUAGUUCAGUCGCAGUCUAGGCGCGAGACAAGUGCGUCUGUUGUGUUUGUUUACAUCAACUAUGGCGGCAACAAAAAUUGCCGGAUCACUUUUGAAACAGAACCACAGCCAUAUCUUGCCAUGGAAUUUUGCAAGAUGCAUGGGCACCUUCAAAGGCGCGGUCGCCGGUGAACCUGAGAAACCAUCGUUGAAAACUUCAGAGAUUCCUGGACCUAAGUCAAAAGAGUUAUAUUCACAGUUGGAGAAGAUUCAGCAAUCAGGAUCUGUUCAGUUGUUUGGAGACUAUGACAAAUCCAUCGGCAACUACCUGAUAGACGUAGACGGCAACGUUCUGCUGGACAUCUACACUCAGAUUUCGUCAGUUCCCCUCGGCUACAACCAUCCAGAUGUUUUCAAAGCGCUGCAGAAACCAGAGAAUCUUAGGGCAAUUCUGAAUAGGCCUGCUCUAGGAGUGUUUCCCGGAGCCGAUUGGCCAGCAAAGCUGAAGAAUGUGCUACUUAGCGUUGCACCAAAAGGUCUAAGCCACGUAACAACCAUGAUGUGCGGAUCAUGUUCUAACGAGAAUGCGUACAAAAACAUGUUUAUCUGGUACCAGCGGCGACAGCGAGGUGGCAGCACUAGCUUUAGUGAGGAGGAAAUGUCGUCCUGCAUGAUCAACCAAACCCCUGGCGCACCCCCACUGUCUGUGCUGUCCUUCAAGGGAGCUUUUCACGGACGCACGCUUGGAGUCCUAUCCACCACUCACUCCAAGUACAUUCACAAGAUAGAUGUGCCUGCGUUUGACUGGCCAAUAGCCUCAUUCCCACUGUACAAGUACCCGUUGGAAGAACACACUCGAGAGAAUAAGGCAGAAGACGAGAAAUGUCUUGCUGAGGUGUCUGAACUGAUAGAGAAAUACAACAAAGCUGGUAAGCCCGUGGCGGGAAUUGUGAUAGAACCGAUACAAUCUGAGGGUGGCGACCAUCACGCUUCCCCAGAGUUCUUCCAGAAACUUCAAGCCAUUGCUAAAGAGAACGGAGCAGGUUUCCUGAUAGACGAAGUACAGACCGGGGGAGGUCCCACUGGAAAGUUCUGGUGUCAUGAACACUUCAAUCUGCCUACACCACCAGACAUAGUCACCUUCAGCAAGAAGAUGCAACUCGGAGGUUACUAUUUAAAGUCUGAAUUUGUGCCACCUCAGGCUUACAGAGUGUUCAACACAUGGAUGGGAGAUACAGGCAAGGUCGUGUUGCUGGAAGCUAUACUGGAAGUGAUAAAACGAGACAACCUCCUUGCAACUGUGGAUGCUUCGGGUAAGGUCCUCAUGGACGGACUCGGCUCACUACAAAAGGACUUUCCCAACCUACUCAACUCUCUAAGAGGAAGAGGAACUUUCCUUGCCAUCAAUGCGCCAUCGUCAAAACUGCGAGACGAGAUGAUUUCUAGACUCAAGAAGAAAGGUGUUCAGGCCGGAGGUUGUGGAGACUUGGCUAUCAGGUUCCGACCCGCUCUUAUCUUCCAGCCAUACCACGCUGAAAUAUUCUUGAACAUUUUCCGACAGGUGGUAAAAGAAAUGAAUGGCUAAGGCUAAAUACAGUGGAGUUCGAAAAUAGCUUGUCAACACAAGUUAUGCGUUUUCUCUAUGCAACUACAAUUUAUUACUGUUUGCACAUUGAUACAAACUUAACUUGCUAACAAAGUACAUUAGACUCUUCUUGUUUGGAAAUAUGGAGACUGUUUGUGUGAUAGUCUGGGUAUACCUAGUCUAGACCAUCACAUGUAAAUACAAUUAUCAUUGAACACAUUUCAAAACAAAAUUCAUGUGCAUGUACACAUACAUAGGCACAUUAAUGAAAAUAAACGGUAUCAGCAUUCUGACACAUACUUUCUCCCAUAAGUUUGUCAACAACCUUUAUCAUGUGUAAGCGGUGAGAGUAAAUAUACGGAAAUGGGAUUUGUACAAUUUUGUUAGGACUAUAACAUACUAAAUUUUUAUCAAAAUCGUUCGGGCCAUUUUUUAGAAAAUCCAUUUUUUCCGUUAUUUUAUGAGGUUUUAUAAGAGAAUCCCCAUUAAAGUUUAAAUAAGAGUCUACUGUAGUUACAAACUAAGUAUUGCUGUUGAUCGUUUAUUGUGUAUAACAUAACUUUUUCUAUAGUCUGGACGACUUUUGAAAAUUUGAAACAGUAUUAGAGCACAACUAGUUUUUCACUUAAUUCUCAAUGCAAACAAAUUAAUUUAAAACAAAGUAAAAAUGCUGGUUUAAACAAUGAGUUAAGUUACAAACCAUUUUAGCAGCUCUAGGAGGGCUUUGGAGUAUCAAAUAUUGGAAAUUGCACAUUCAAAAAUAACCAGAACCAGUGUUGUUAUUAAUUACAAGUAUCUUACAAUUAUUUGCUGUAGGCCUAGCUUUAAAGAGCUGGCUAAGAUAUAUUUUAUGUUUUAGUGUCUGUGAUGCUAUUUAGUCUUCCACAUAAAACCGUCUUCCAUUUUAUUGUGUCUUGUAUCAAAAUGUCUUCCAUUCCAGAGCUAUGUGUACAUAAUAUUGUUAAUUGUUAUUAUUAUAGAGUGCAUUUAUUCUUAGUUUUAAUAGUUUUAUUAUUAAUUUGUUGUAAAAUGUUUUCUCAGUUUUAAGAUUUAAUUACAAAUUAUAUUUUAAACAAUUA